AUGUCGUACACUUACAGAGACCGCGAAAGAGACUGGGACGAGACCCGUCCCGUGUCAAUCAAGCGUUACGUCAUUUCUCCUGAAGACGAUCGUCGAGACGACCGUCGAGACUUCAUGUCGAGACAUGAUGAUUCUUUCGGUGGUGAGCGCGAGUUGGUAAUCCGGCGCAAAACGGAUCGUGAUGAGCCUGUGACCGUCUCGCGAUAUGAGCGAGAGGUGGAGUAUGAGCCACCCACACGCUACGAGAGAGAUUACUACGAUCCCCGCACUUCGUAUACCAGUCCCCGUGAAUCCGAGUAUGAUGUCGUGCGCCGCUCCGAGGCUGACGAGGAUCCGUAUUACUACCACCGUCACCGCCGAGUCCGCGAGUACGACGACCAUCGCUCCCGGCGUGAGCUGAGCCCUGAUGAUUCAGUCUCCCAGACUAGUCGCCGCCGCCGCGGUGAUCGUGAUCAGGACUACAGCAGCGAUGACAGCAUGGUCUACAUCCGGAAGGAAACCCGUGAUUAUGAUGACCACCCUCACCACCGUCGCCAUAUGGCAGAGGGUGCAUUGGUAGGUGCUGGCGCGGCUGAGUUGUUCCGCAGCCACAGCAAAAAGGAUGGCGAAGUCAGCCAUGGCGCCAGCCGUAUCGGUAAGACUGUUGGUGCCGGUGCUCUUGGUGCAGUCGCUGUGAAUGCUGCAUCGCGUGCUCGGGACUACUACCACCGUAGCAAGAGCCGCCAUCGUGCUCAUUCCUUUGAAGAUGACCGUUCUUCCCAUCGCCACAGCAGACAUGGCCGGAGUCAUCGCAGUCGCAGUCGCAGCCGCUCUCACUCGCACUCUCGUGCAAAGACUCUCCUCGAGCUGGGAGUUGGUGCCGCGGCCGUGGCUGCUGGUGUGGCUGCAUUGCGUAGCAAGUCAAAGGCCGGAGACCGCAAAGGCCGAUCUCGCACUCGCUCCCGUUCUCGGGCUGUUAGUCGGGGUCGCUCGGAGAAGGAUGGAGAACAGGGUGAACGAAGCAUGUCUGAGCGCCGCAAGCACAUGGCUGGCGCUGGACUGGCCGGUGCGGCCGUGGCUGGCCUGGUUGAAAAGGCCCGCAGCCACUCGCGCUCUCGAAAGGGUGAGCGCUCCCGCUCCCGCAGUCGUUUGAGACAAGCUCUUCCCAUUGUGGGUGCCGGUCUUGCAACUGCUGCUGCCACCGGCCUCUAUGAGAAGAAUAAGAGUGACAAAGAUGAAAAGGAGGGCUCGAGCCGGGGCCGCCAUCGCUCAAGGUCUCGCAGCCGCGCCCCGUCACAGUCCUAUCCCGAUCCGUCUCGCGACUCGGCCGGCCUGAUCGAAUACGGCAACGAUCCAGUCGCAGGCAGUAUCCCAUCUGAGCAUUACUACGGUCAGCCUGGCGCGCCUUACUACGAUGCACAGGAAGCCUACGGUCCCAGACGUCAUACUCGCAGCCGCAGUCGCAGCCGAGCCCGUUACAGUAGUUCAUCUGGUUCUGACCGCGAAGGUCACCGCCGACGAAGCGGGAAGCACCGUAGCCGCUCAAGAGACCUUGCGGGCGCCGCACUGGGCGCAACGGGGCUCGGGUAUGCUGCACACAAGUAUAACGAGCGUCGCAAGUCCAAAGAGCGCGAACGCGAACACUCUAAGCGUGACGACCACAUCCACCGUGAUCCUUAUGAAGAAUCCUAUGACCCAGAACCAUACCCGCUUUCCCCGCAGACGGCCCCGGGUGCCCCGCCCAUGGCUGACCCCCACUACUACCCCAACAACAACUAUUUCCCCCCGCCCCCAGGCGACUCAACCUACAACCUGAACAGCGGUACCCCUGUUUCCUACAAUCCUGCAGACUACCCUCCUCCACCCGGCGCUGCCCCUCCCCAGCCUUACGCCUAUGGUGCCGCACCACCAGGACCAGGACCGGGACCCGGGCCAGGACCCGAGCAGUACGCACCUCGGCCGCGUAGGGCUGAUGACAAUGUGAGCAGCUCCACCCUACCUCCUGAUGCAAACCAUGCGCACAAGGGUGGGUUCAAUGAACCACAACUGUCUAAACAUCCACCCAUUUCCACCUCCCCCCGGUCAACUAGCCAACCACCACAAGUCUCGAAAUCCGUCGCUUUCGACUUGACGGAUUCCCCACGUGAUCCUGGCUACGAGACUGAUGAUAGUGACUCUACCGUUGAAUCAUAUUCAUAUUCGCGUCGCGGAGAUAGAAACCACCGUCGCGAUCGAGAUCAUGACAGCCAUCACCGAUGUCGCCACCGUUCCUCGUCUGUCCCCUAUCCGCCUACGCCCUAUCCCAGUCCUGGUUCUAGUCACCAUCAGCAUCACUCACCAGCCCCAAGACACCACGAGGAAAGAGACCAGAACAAAGCCUCUGGAGCAGAGUCUGACUCAACUAUCGACCUACCCAACCGCUUUGACGGGCAAGGCCGUCUUCUUCCCGAGCGGGACCCUGCCGUGGAUAAAUUCGAGGACCUGGUGAAUAAGUUUAGCAAGGUUCUGUUCUAG
Molecule: messenger RNA, 2493 nt
Organism: Penicillium hordei
Lineage: Eukaryota; Fungi; Ascomycota; Eurotiomycetes; Eurotiales; Aspergillaceae
Product: DUF3824 domain-containing protein
Exons: 4
Coding region: 1-2493 (830 amino acids)
Source: RefSeq, a predicted model, not a curated record